This is a messenger RNA of Penaeus indicus, 2428 nucleotides long. RefSeq lists its product as uncharacterized. The record is from RefSeq and is a predicted model, not a curated record. NCBI's taxonomy places the organism in Eukaryota, Metazoa, Arthropoda, Malacostraca, Decapoda, Penaeidae. The transcript has 11 exons. The coding region runs from base 1 to 1812 and encodes 603 amino acids.
AUGGACAGCAGCAGCGUGCAGGCGACCGAGGACCUCUCCGCCGCGGGGAAGAUUAACAAGAUGGUGAGCGAACUGAAUCUCGAGAUCGACCUUGAGGAGGAGGAGCGCGGGGACGGCGAAGGAGACGAGAGCGAAGUCCUGGCGAGGAGAGGGAGGGUAGACUUCCUCCUUCAGACAGGGAAGAAUGCGAAGACGCCCUAUGUGCCUCCUGAAGAAGUUGAGCUGUUUAAUUACACGGGCAAGAGUCGUCGUCAACUGCACCAGGACCUAGCGAAGAGUGGACAGCCCCCCCACCAGGCAUCCCGAGUCCGGCGUGGCAACCUGGGGGGCCCGCCGACGGAGAGGCGCGACGAGCACCUAGGACCUCCCCGGCGACGCAAGGGCGGACCAGCGACCCAGCCCCACAGCGCCAGAGACUACCUACUCACCGCCCGCGCCACCGCCAGGGAUAAGCACCUCGCUCGCGUAGCCGAAGUGGAAUCUCGACGUCUGGACAAGGAGCUGCAUCGAGAACGAGCCAUCAACGCCGAUCUCGAGUCCCAGCUGAUGUUCCACGAGUCCGCCCUUCAGGAGUUCCUUCAGCAUCACUACAGACAAGUGUCCGAUGCGCUUUCUAAAGGCGAGGAAGCCCGACGGAACCUGACCGAGCAGGAGGUCCGAAUCGACUAUUUCUCAGGGCUGCUGGCGGAGGCGCAGACGGUGCAGGAGGAGGAAGAGGAGCGCCUGCAGGAGCUCACGGCAUUCCAGCAAUUCCUGUCAGCUGUCACACCUGCGCAGUCACUCCGGGAUCUCAAAAGACGGAUCCAAGAAGUACAGGAUGAAGUUAAGGCUUCCCGAGGGCUGAGUGGAGGUCGAAGAGACAGCGUCCUCUCCCUGUCCUCGGGCUCCGUCGACCUCUCCUUCGCUGCCACUCUUGCGGCCGCUGUUAAUUCUCGCGCCUCGUCGCCUAUCGGUGGCGGUGAAGGCGGAGGAGGUGGGUCAUUGGGCGCUGACCUCAUGUCGCUCCGUAUGACCCGUCUGGCUCCUCCCACCAGCCGUUCCUCCUCGCGAACGGGUCACCGAACGGCACGCACUCGCUCGCCGGAGGAGGUCACGGAUUUGGAGGUCCACGACGGCACUGAGGUCGGAGAGGAAGAGACGUUCGACGACCACAUGGAGGACCACGAGCGUCUGGUGGACUUGGCACACGUAUAUGAGUCACAGUGCCACUCCCUGCUGGCACUCCUCACAAGGCUGCGCGACCAAACGGAGGCCAUCAACACCGAAGUGCAGACGCGGCAGAAGAGGCUGGACGCCCGCUUACAGGAGAUCCAGCAGCUGGUGGAGAAGGCGAAGGGCGGGGAGCACGAGUCCCAGCUGAAGGACCUGUGCACGCUCAUCUCGGAGUGGCCGAGGCUCUCAGACGACGCCGAGGCACAGAAUCAGCUGGACCAACUCGUGGCUCAGAUUGCAGAGGUGGUGAGCGAUGUAUUCGGGUCGAGCAAAUACUCGCCGCUGGUUCCUCAGACGCCGGAGGUCGAGAAUGGAACUGCAGGGAAAAAAUCUGCGAAGGGAACUAAUGGGGCAAAAAGCAACAGCAGCAUGGGACAGGAGGCUCUGCUUGCCCUCUUGGAAGCCCGAGUUACAGACCUCUGCGCUCAGCUAGACACCAUAAGCCCGGAACUAAGAGAUUCUAUAUUUUUGAACUGCGAACAAGCUCGGUACGCGCGCCUCAAGGAGGAAAAGCGCCAAGAAACGGAGAUGCGCAGAGCCGAGAGGAAACAGCGCCAUCUGGAGAGAGCUCUUGCAGACCCUCCUCCAAAACCUCUAUAGGAAUCGCCAUUUUAAUAACUGGAUUGCCGUUGGCUCGAGAGAUUUUAACGUGAUGAUCAUGUAGCGAGAGAAGGCUAUAUGCGAUGAACCUUUUUAUGUUUAUGUAAUGUUAUGUUAUCUCUGUGACUGUUGGUAAAAGCAACAUUUUGUAUGAUAUGAAUGUAUGACCAUUUGCCAGCAUUCCAAGAAAUGAUUGAAACAUAAUGAUUUUAUUCUAAGAACAGAAAUUAAUGAAAUAAAGAAAAUAGUAAAAACAGGUUGUAACAACGAGUCCAAAUGAGCACAGAAUGUUGCAUUCUCCUGUCCUUUACGAUUUCAUCUUAACAGCAUUUCCAAUACAAAUCUGAAAUAAAUAGAUAAAUAAUUCUUCAACUUUGUUCCAAGAUGAGUUAUUUCCUUUGUCAUUUGCUCUGGAUACUGGAGGGACGAGAGGCAGAGGGAAAAUGCAUGGUUGCAUUUGACUGCAGAUAACUUGUUGGUACAUUCUCUACCAUAUGUAGUAUUGGUCACAUAACUGCACUGGUCACAAUGUAUGACUGAUCAUAGAGAUCCUGUAUAGAGUUUUAGGAGGGAUAAAGAUCAUAUAAUUAAGCAGUUGUAUAAGAAUUGAUACUGU